AUGAAAUAACAAAUAGAUCUCAAGUUAUUGCAACAAUAAAGGGAAGAGCGAUUUCAGAAGAGUUUGUUUGGUGCUAACCAAAUGACUUAAUCUGUUGAUGAUAAGCCAGCCAGUUCCAAAGUCCCUCUAUUGUCUAAUGAGAAUUUUGUGUAAAUUUAUGUGAAAUGCACUAUCACUCCAGAAUUUGUGGCCUAGAAGGAAUUGAGAGAUGACAACGUGGACAAUGAGAUUGACAUAGUAUUUGAUGAUGUGAUAGAAAAUGAGGAAUUGGGAAUGAAAAAGGAGUACAAUGUAUUUGUGGAAAGACAACUGGUCCAAUAAAUUAAAUUGUUAAAAUAGAAUUACAUAGAGAAGCAAGAUUUGAUCAAAAUGCCCGUAUGUGGAUCCAAUGGCAUAAGAUUACCAGAAGAGUAAGACCUCUUGCUUUAUUUCGAAUUCUUCAAAAUUCGAGAAAAUUCAACUGAAUGUUAGUUGCUAAUUCAAUCGCAGGAUUUGAAAUCACAGUAUGGUCUCUUGAUUUGCGGUUGUCUAUUUAAUGAUGAAAUUGCGUAAGAUCUUGCCUUUAAAUUCUUAACCAAGAAACCCACUUUGGAAAUCAUAAUGAAGUUGCUAUUAGUCACAGUCCACUAUGAAUCCAAGUAUCAGAUGUAUAUGUACAAAUUAGUAAAAUAAAUACUCUACUUCUACAAUGGGAUCCUCAAGGAAAUCACAGACCCAUUAUUGAAUGAAGUGACUCAAAACUUAAAGCAAUUGUCAAUUGAGAAGCCCAACAUCAUUAGAGUCAAUGCCAAGAAUUUCUCCUUGAAAAUAAAUACCACAUUCUUAUAUCCUUUAUACAAGUAAUACGAGAAGGAGAGAGCUUAAGUGUUCAAACCCAUCAAUGAAUACACUCAAUUUCAAGUAUUGCGAAAUGCUGACAUUCCAGAUCAAACUGAAGACUCAGAAUAUCCACAUAUCUACAUAAUUAAAAAAUCGAGUGAUCAAUAGCAAUAUUUAUAUGGAAUACAAUUAGAAGCACAUGCAGAAAUAUAAAUAUACGAUAACAAAUGUGAGAAAUACUAGAAAUAUAAUGACUCAUAUUUGGGAUGUGUAGAAAGGAAUAUUUGGGGCACUUCGAUGGUUGUCUAUGAUGAUGGAUAUCCGGAGUCAGCUUAAUUACAAUUUCCUGAUUGGAUCGGUUAGAAGAGAAGGAGAUUGAUGAAGAUAGAGUACGAGACUAACAUCAUGGCAAAUGAGCCAAGAUAUUUUGAUACUGUGUUUCUGAAUCUAGAUACAAAACAAUGGGAAGAACUAAUUACAUUGAGACCCCAUUACAAUUAGGAGAAGGAUUGCUAUUAGUUGAAUUUCUUUGGGUAAUCCAAGAUUGCAUCCGCUCGUAAUUUCCAAUUGAUCAAAGCUGGAGAUGAUAAGACUAUCCAAUUAUUGCAUGGAAAGAUGGAGGCCAAUUCUUUCAAUUUGGAUUUCAGACCUCCUCUCAGCAUCUUGUAAGCAUUUGCUAUAUCGAUGGUUUCGAUAAGCUCUAAAGCACUUGUGUCAUGA
Messenger RNA from Paramecium tetraurelia, 1539 nucleotides. RefSeq lists its product as uncharacterized. Lineage: Eukaryota; Ciliophora; Oligohymenophorea; Peniculida; Parameciidae. The transcript is spliced from 7 exons. The record is from RefSeq and is a predicted model, not a curated record.